AUGGGCCCACACCUGAUUAAUACUUUCAUGUAUGAAGUGGUACCAGCAAGAACAACUGGGAGAAACACAUUCUCUGCGAACAAUCCUGCGCUGGGUGGGAGAGAUGAAGGGUUGGCUAUCAUGUCUCUAGCUCCAGAAACCCAGGAUGAUAGCCUUGAUCUGACAUACCUCAAGGAAGCAGCAUUGGGAAUCAGUGAUGAACAUUGCUGGGCACCCCCAGGCGCCGGGGGAACAACUGAUGCCCAUGGAGGUCUAUCAGCUGCAGCGCAAAAACAUGGGAAAUUACAAAUUGAUGUCAUUGUCGCCACGGAGAUGGUCUCUAACCCACAAAGCCCCGAUCCAGAUGGACUUCCUCUGUUCUCCUACCAACAAAAUGCCGACACGGAUACAAGUAGACUGUCCUCUUCACACGCUGAAGCUUGGAACGCAGGUCCUAGGUUCCUACCGCCAACAAUGACUUCUACAGAUAGCCUACCUGGGGAUACUCAGGUAGUCUCGCAGUCUGUGUAUGAUAACAUCUUAAAGCAACGCAAGGUCGAAGGCGAACUAUCGAUUCCUGACACUUCAUGUGGACUUGCAAACGCAGAUGGUGGUAUCACGCAAAAAACUCUCGGCGAAGGAGAUACGGGGCAUCUAGACCUACUAGUGGAUUUGGACGAAGACUUGUAUAGCAAGUUCGUCGAAGAUGGGCAUACAUCUGGAGCCGAUGACGAACCCUCCUCCCCAACUCAUUAUCAGCCAUUUCCAGAGUCUCAACGCUUCAUUGGUUCCAGCCCUCGGAGAAUUGGGGCCCAUGAUGCUGACGCCAGAACUCCCACUCCAGCCUUGAAACACAAUCCGUUUCUAGCUGAAAGUAAGACACCAGGAUCUGUGAUGGCCCUGAGCCAGCUGUUUAAUGCCACGCAAGCUUCAUCCUCUCCAUUAGCGAACGUCCCUCGGCCAGAGUUAUCCUCGGAUAUGCCUUCCCCUAAUUUCCCUGUUCGAAGCCGGCAGACAGCUACGUCUCUCUUUUCGCCACUCCAAACUACCUCGCCAGCUUCUGGGUCCGGCUGUGUUGAGCCACAGGACGUUUAUAUCUCUGUAAAAGAAUCUCAAGAAGCGCGUGCAAAACUAGUCGACCAGCAGGAAUCGCUUUCGAAAUCUAAUUAUGCGUCAGAUAAUCUCAGUGAUGACGGUUUUUUCGCCAACGACGAAUCGCUUCAACGUCGACUACGCGAGAAGGAAGCCGAGAAUGAACUCAGAAAGCAGUUUGAAUGUGUUACGGCUCCAUCAAGGCCGAAUUCCCGCAGAGCUCGCCAAAAAGUGGCUGGGACCUCGUUACCGAAAAGCUCUCCGCACGUCCGGUCCGAAAGCAUCUCGUUACCUGUGGCGGAUAAAAGCGCGGACAGGGCUCCUCAGACAGGGAUUGGGCCGGAGAGUGAACUGGAGACCGAACAAGAAGAUGAAACCAUUGGCUCUCGAGACCCUAACCCUUCCACAGUUAAUGGAGAUGAUGAUAAAGAAAACGUUGAUAAUCGACCCGUUCGACUCUCCAACCCAACUGCUCUCGCACAUGAUGCACUCUCACAGGUGCUAGAUGUUGAGGAAUGCCUUUCCACCCCUCGACCAAAUUCAACUCAUCUCUCGGAGCCCCUGACCUAUCAGUCCCAGCCGUUAAGCUCCCUUAAUAGAGCAAGCGCAGCCAAUGAAAGUGACGAUUCACAUCAUGAAAUGGUGCUAAACUCCCAAUCAUCUACAGGAGAUGCCGAGAGCACUCAACUCAAGCCCGGUUCUGGGAGAGACGAUGCUGAAUCAUGUGACCAGCCUUUGGAUACCAUAAUUUUGGGCCAAAAUCCAAUGGGUUCCAAUCCUCACACACGGUCGUCACCAGAGCCCCUUGCCACGGCGGUUGGAGGAUCAUUAGGUCCUGACAAGGAAUCAAUGCGGCCCCCUGCACCAGUUACCGAGGUUCUUGCAUCUUUUUCCUCUGCAUCAAAACUUCGAUCUCCGGCAGGACCUGUGGACUGUUCCGAAGACGUCGCUAUUCCUGAGAGUGGAGUUCUUGGACGCAGCGGCCAAGCCGAAGCUCACCGUGACACCAUCAAUCCCAAAGAUGACAAUAUGAACGAGGACACAAUUAUGGUAUCGUUUGUUUACGAUACCCCUACCCCACGUCCUGCCGAGACUCAAUGUUUCCAGCGCACUAUACCGGAAACUAGCCCAGAUGAUCAAAGGAUGCCCUCCUCAACCCUUUUAAGCGAUCCCUCUAAAUCUAAGGAUAGUCACGAGCUACCUGAAAGUGACGAUUUACCUGCAAUGUCCCAUAUCAAUACUCAAAACGUUAGAGAUCCCGGAUCAGCAGGUUGGCUCCGAAGGAACAUUUCGAAUCGGCUUCCUUCUAUUCUUUCAAGUCCAAGCGGCCGUCAGCGCCGGUCCAUGACAGACAUUGCCUCUGACCAGUCUCCACUACGGGCAACGCCUCAAAUUCAAUUUGAUGACAUCAGCCUGAUGACCACAGACGACAAAACAUUCCAGGAAAUAAUUUCAGAGUCGGAUGGUCAUGCAGCGAAAAAAAGAAAGUCUAAUAGUGGCAGAGGGGUUUAUGCUUCUUCCAAACUCACUUUGCCUCGGUUUCAUAGCCACAAAAGUCUAUAUGAGACGGCAUCCGACCCUCUAGAUGGGCCAGGAAGCGAGCGCAUCGGUGGGACAGGUACCCUUAGUUCUAUUAAUUCUGCGACUCUACGUACUCGAAAGAAGACUAACCCAGUAUCGAAAAGCAUUUGGGAGGUGGAUGAUUCGCCUCAGAGAAAGGUGCAGGGCUGUGUGCCCCACCGAAACCCGCCAAAAAUCAAAAAGCCAUCAAUUACCAAAGGCCUAAAAGGUGGGAAGAAGGGCUAUUCAGUUGCAGAAGCCGUCGUCAUCUAUACUCAGUCAAGCUCUUCGCCGGUCCCAACAGAAAGGAUCUCGUCCGAUCCUCCAGUCCGCGAGGAGACUCCGCCCCAAGAAUGCGCUGACGCGACGGCAAAUCCUUCCAUCAAGAAAUUUGAUUUUUCAAAUCAAAUUUUUGCUUUUUUUAACGGACAGCCGCAUGGCUAUUAUCCGGCUACUUGUGUUGGUGUAUCCAAUGAUGUUGGUCGUCAACGUUAUCUGGUUUUGUUUGAGGAUUCAGAGACACCAGAAGAGCUGGAUAUGUCCAGCGUGAAGAAACUCGAGCUGAAUGUGAAUGAUACCGUCAAAGUAUUUUCACUGGACCUGCCAAAAAUACCUUAUCGGGUCGUUGAAUUGACCGAUAAGCUUGCCCCAAAUGCUCCAUGCACUCCUGGAAGUCCGCCUCCUCUAACUGAUAUACAUGGACAUGCAUCGGUGGUUCUGGCGCCAAAACAAGAACAAAAAUCGCUCGGUAGACGACAGAAUGUUACUGUACCAAUCUCUAGAAUAUACCUGGACAAGAACCUCUGGUCGAGACUGGGAGUAAGGCCAUAUUCAUUUAUAUCUCCGAGUAACUUGACGUCGAGACUGCAAACUCCAAUGGAUUGUGGUGAAACCAGCUUUGCUCCCAGUGCUGCCCGCACCCCACACAAAGAGACCUCGGGAGUGGGAAUUUUCAGUGGUAUGGCAUUCGCCAUUUCAUAUACUCAUAAUGGAAAGGAAUUAUCUCGCUUGGAGCGCUUGAUUCUAAGAAAUGGAGGUCGAAUAUUGAGGGACGGGUUUGAUGAACUCUUUCAUCUCCCAUUCUCGUCUUCCGCGGCGGACGAAAAGACGCACGACCUGGUUCUGACAUCUCAAGCUGAGCAGCUCGGGUUUGUCUGUCUGAUCACUGAUAAUUAUUCCCGACGUCCCAAAUAUCUGCAAGCACUUGCACUCAACCUACCUUGUUUAUCAGGUCGAUGGGUUGAUCACUGUAUCUCUGACAACACAAUCAUUAACUGGGAACCGUAUUUGCUUGCUGCAGGUCCAUCCAUGGUCCUUCAAAAGGCCGUGAAGUCUAGAAUCCUUUCUCCUUACCCUGCAUCCACAGCACGUCUGAGUCACACUAUCCAACGACGUCCCAGGCCUCUCACUGGACAACAUGUGUUGAUCAUCACGAACAGCAGGCAUUCAGCAGAAAGGAACCCAUAUGCCUUUUUUACGUAUGCACUAGGUCCCAAUAAGGUUACCCAUAUCCCGGAUGUGCAGGGAGCCAUUGACCUGUUGAGUCAGGACGCUUGUUCACCAACAAACCGGGAACAGGAUACUUUGUCUGACUGUGUCUGGAUAUAUGCCGGAGAUGAAGAGUCGGCUAAAGCAGCGCGCAAGCUGCUCCUAUAUACGUCCGGAUCAGCGGCACCCAGGCCUGCAGGAGCUCGAGGCCGUGGCCGUCCUCCAAAGAAGCGAAAAAAGGCUUCGGAUUUGGGGGAUGAUAAUGAACAUCACGAUAUUGAUGAGUUUCGGAUCAGCGGAAGGAAGGUGAGGGUUUUGGAUCAUGAAUAUAUUUGUCAAGUUUUGAUUUUUGGGAAUUUGUUUGAUGGGUGGGCGGAAAUACAGCAGGAGUGUCACCAGUAA
Messenger RNA from Coccidioides posadasii C735 delta SOWgp, 4521 nucleotides. RefSeq lists its product as uncharacterized. Gene Ontology annotation, biological process: DNA damage checkpoint signaling; positive regulation of transcription by RNA polymerase II. Gene Ontology annotation, cellular component: nucleus. The record is from RefSeq and is a predicted model, not a curated record. NCBI's taxonomy places the organism in Eukaryota, Fungi, Ascomycota, Eurotiomycetes, Onygenales, Onygenaceae. Gene Ontology annotation, molecular function: histone binding.